GUUAUUGGUCCCUUAUUCGGAAUACAGUUCGCGGUCGAACUGCAUCCUUGUAAUUCGCCUUAGAGGCGUGAGGUGAACAUCUGUCUAAUCUUUGCGUGGCCACGACAAGGUCGAUGGGAUAGUUGAGUUAGAAGUCUGCACGUCUCUCUUGAGCCUUUCGCCGCCGCCCAAGCAACGAAAAAAAUCGCGGUAAUCAUUCCCUGAUUCAUUCCUUCAGCUUGGAAGUUGUGUCGCAAGGCGGAUUUCAGCAAGCUUCGUAGCCUGGCUUGCUCGCUAUCUCCCUCAACACCAUGGCCCCACAGCGAUCACGCGAACCCAAGAAGGGUUUUGAGCUGUGUGCCCAUACUUGUGUGGCAGGUGGCUGCGCCAGUACGGAGACCAGUUGUGUACUAUGGCAUAAGGAAGGAGGCGCAUAUCCAAGUCAUGUCAGGUCGGAGGGUGUUCAUCCAAACUGUGAUGAGACAUGCAAAGGGUACAGAUUCCUGAAGGGAAGGGGUGGACGAGGUACGCUCUCUCCCACGCAGGAGGACCUUGCAAGAUACAUGCCUGUGAAUAGCGAAGCCCCUGCUCGUGAGCCAAAUAUAUCUGGGUGGAGGGCAUAUAGGACGGAGUUAGACCUAUCGAACACAUCAUCCUCCGUCCCCGCCCCUGUUCUUGUCCCUGCCGCUAUCCCCACCCCAAUAGGGUCUGAGGGUGGCAAUGGUCGCUCUCACUCUAUAGGUGAACGGGGCCCAGUCCCCAGCUCUGUCUUGGAGUUGUUGUCAUCUGCAAGACCCAAUCUCGAAGCCUUUCAUCCACACUUUAUCAAGAUGGGUAUUACUGAUGGGAAUGCAUUACGGGACUUGUUAUCCUGGCCUGUGCAUGUCCAGGAGAGGAUGCUGAAGGUUGAGCUGGGAGGUGCCAUGAGUGCCUUGCAACUGUAUGGCCUUAUAGCCGCGAUGCACCAGUGGAAGGAGUCGCACUAAAGGGUUACAUUGAGAAGCAGCACUC
This is a messenger RNA of Pisolithus orientalis, 990 nucleotides long. RefSeq lists its product as uncharacterized. The record is from RefSeq and is a predicted model, not a curated record. The transcript has 3 exons. Lineage: Eukaryota; Fungi; Basidiomycota; Agaricomycetes; Boletales; Pisolithaceae. Bases 291 to 965 code for a protein of 224 amino acids.